AUGUCGAUAGCAAAAAGAUUAAUCAUUAAGGCUGGAGCAAGCUAUGAUGGAGAUUUCAAGAUCGUCCCAGUCAAUGGUGGCUAUAUUGAAGUCAAAACUUCUGUCGGGUUGUUCUCAGUUAAAGUGAACAUCAAAAACUUUGAUGGUAGCAAAGCCCACCUCUCAAAUUCAUUUUACAAUUUGGGUGACCAAAACCAUUUAGACGGAAGUCGCGGAAAUUCUGACGAAGACGAGCCUAAUUCACCUAAAUUGAGGAUAGAGUGUAAGUUUACACCCAAUAGACCAAUUCCGGGGAACCAUUUACUCUUUGGUAAUGACUUCACUUACCCCAUUAGAGACUUUUUACCUACGCUGUUGUUACAAACGGGAUUGAAGUUUUUCACCUGGUUCAUCAGUAAGACCGUGAAGGGAGAUGUCUAUAACGAUAAGCCAUUCUUAUAUGGAUUAGCGUUGAAUUCUUUUACGUUUAUAAGUGAGAGUGAGAAGGAGAAUUUACAGACCAAGCUACUUGGAGUGACCAAGGAGCAAGAUUUCAAUUUUUUGGAGAAACUAAGUGUGGUUGACGGAGCCAAAGACUCACUUAAGAUUCCCGAUAAGAGUCUUGACCGUAAAAAGUAUUUCAACAAUUUAAGCCAUGCCAAAGAUUUCACCUUUUUAGAGCUGAUUCCGUAUAUCUUGCAAUUCGAUACAAACUACUUGAACAUGAGCGACUCAAAAUAUUCAGUCCUGAUUCCAACUUUUGCAGGAAAGACAUUUGAUAUUGACGUAUUGAGAUAUGCCAAUGACACAUUGAACAAUUUCAACUGGGUGAUCAAAGUUGAUGGGUAUGAAGGGGUCGGCUUUGGAGAAACAGGACUAGUUUUAAAUUUUGCCUUAGCAAACGAGGAAUUACAUGCUACCAACGGUAGCGAGAAAGAAAAGCGAGCUAAAGAAACCUCUAGUAAGAGUAGUCUUGAUACUAACACGGUUGAUUGA
Dujonia railenensis is the source of this 975-nucleotide messenger RNA. Lineage: Eukaryota; Fungi; Ascomycota; Pichiomycetes; Serinales; Debaryomycetaceae. The record is from the annotation of a GenBank genome assembly.